This is a messenger RNA of Jaculus jaculus (lesser Egyptian jerboa), 2621 nucleotides long. Its product is annotated as protocadherin alpha-5. Gene Ontology annotation, molecular function: calcium ion binding. Gene Ontology annotation, biological process: homophilic cell-cell adhesion. Gene Ontology annotation, cellular component: plasma membrane. The record is from RefSeq and is a predicted model, not a curated record. Lineage: Eukaryota; Metazoa; Chordata; Mammalia; Rodentia; Dipodidae.
AACAAUCUUCCAUUUUGGGCUCUGCCACAGAAGCUCAAAAAAGCGAGGAAAUAAAACAUAUAGUAAAUUGGAAUCGAGUUUCCAAAAGGUAUUGUGUGGUGAUGCAAUAGACACUUGCGAAGUGGAUCGAGAUUGCGAUGGUAUAUUCUCAGAAAGAAAGCCCGGGAUCCCGGCGCCUGCUGCUCUCCUGUCUGCUGCUCGCCGCCUGGGGGACAGGGAGCGGCCAGCUCCACUACUCGGUCCCCGAGGAGGCCAAACACGGCACCUUCGUGGGCCGCAUCGCGCAGGACCUGGGGCUGGAGCUGGCGGAGCUGGUGCCGCGCCUGUUCCGGGUGGCGUCCAAGGAGCGCAGGGACCUUCUGGAGGUGAAUGUGCAGAAUGGCAUUUUGUUUGUGAAUUCUCGGAUCGACCGUGAGGAGCUGUGCGGGCGGAGCGCGGAGUGUGGUAUCCACCUGGAGGUGAUCGUGGACAGGCCGCUGCAGGUUUUCCACGUGGAGGUGGAAGUGAGAGACAUUAACGAUAACCUGCCUAGGUUCUCCAGACAAGAACAAAGAUUGGAUAUUUUAGAGUCAAGAAUGCCAGAUUCCCGGUUUCCGAUAGAGGGCGCAACUGACUUGGAUAUAGGAGUAAAUGCAGCCUUGAGAUACAAGGUAAAUCCUAACGAAUAUUUUGACUUGGAUGUUAAAACUAGUGAAGAAGAAACAAACAUUUUGGAACUAGUUUUAAAGAAAAUCCUAGAUAGGGAGGAAACACAAGAACAUCAUUUGUUACUGAUGGCAAUUGAUGGUGGAAAACCCGAACUAACAGGUACUGUUCAGUUAUUGAUCAAUGUAUUGGAUGCAAAUGAUAAUGCCCCAGAAUUUGUUAAAUCCAUCUAUAAUGUCAAAUUGUUGGAAAACACACCGAGUGAGACAUUAGUUAUCAAACUCAACGCCUCUGAUGCAGAUGAGGGGAUUAACAAAGAAAUAGUUUAUUUCUUCAGUAAUCUGGUUCUUGAUGAUGUACAGACUAAAUUUAAAAUCAAUUCUACUAGUGGUGAAAUAACAGUUAAGGGAGAACUGGAUUACGAAGACCGAAAAUUAUAUGAAAUUAAUAUUGAUGCUGUGGAUCGAAGUGCAUUCCCACUAGCAGGACACUGCAAAGUUAUAGUGAAACUCGUGGAUGUCAAUGAUAAUGUGCCUGAGAUGGCCAUAACCUCCCUUUUUUUGCCUAUCAAAGAGGACGCCCCUCUGGGCACCGUAAUCGCCUUGAUCAGCGUGUCUGACCGCGACUCCGGAGAGAACGGGCAGGUGACCUGCUCCCUGACGCCCCACGUCCCCUUCAGGCUGGUGUCCACCUUCAAGAACUACUACUCGCUGGUGCUGGACAGCGCCCUGGACCGCGAGACCACCCCCGGCUACGAGGUGGUGGUGACCGCCAGGGACGGAGGCGCGCCGGCGCUGUGGGCCACGGCCAGCGUGUCGGUGGAGGUGGCGGACGUGAACGACAACGCUCCCGCUUUCGCGCAGGCCGAGUACACGGUGUUCGUGAAGGAGAACAACCCGCCGGGCGCGCACAUCUUCACGGUGUCGGCCACGGACGCGGACGCGCAGGAGAACGCGCGCGUGACCUACUCGCUGGUGGAGCGGCGCGUGGGCGAGCGCGCGCUGUCGAGCUACGUGUCCGUGCACGCGCAGAGCGGCCGGGUGCACGCGCUGCAGCCCCUGGACCACGAGGAGCUGGAGCUGCUGCGCUUCCAGGUGAGCGCGCGCGACGCGGGCGAGCCCGCCCUGGGCGGCCAGGUGACGCUGCAGGUGUUCGUGCUGGACGACAACGACAAUGCGCCCGCGCUGCUGGGGCCCGAGGCGGGGGUGCAGGCUGCGGGCGUGAGCCAGCUGCUGUGGCGCUCAGUGGGCGCGGGCCACGUGGUGACGAAGGUGCGCGCGGUGGACGCGGACUCUGGCUACAACGCGUGGCUGUCCUACGAGCUGCAGCCGGAGGCGGGCGGCGCGCGCAGCCCGUUCCGCGUGGGGCUGUACACGGGCGAGAUCAGCACCACGCGCGCCCUGGACGAGGCGGACGCGCCGCGACAGCGCCUGCUGGUGCUGGUGAAAGACCACGGCGAGCCCGCGCUGACGGCCACCGCCACCGUGCUGCUGUCCCUGGUGGACAGUGGUCAGGCGCCCAAGGCGCCGUCGCGCUCGCGGGCCUUGGUGGAUGCCGCCGGCCGGGAGGCGUCGCUGCUGGACGUGAACGUGUACCUGAUCGUGGCCAUCUGCGCGGUGUCCAGCCUGCUGGUGCUCACGCUGCUGCUGUACGUGGCGCUGCGGUGCUCGGCGGCGUCGCCCACGGAGGGCGCGUGCGGGCCUGGCAAGCCGGUACUGGUGUGCUCCAGCGCGGUGGGCAGCUGGUCGUACUCGCAGCAGAGGAGGCACAGGUGUGCUCUGGGGAGGGCCCGCCCAAGGCGGACCUGAUGGUCUUCAGCCCCAGCCUCUCUCAAGAUCCCAGCUCUACAGACAACCCUCGGCAGCCCAACCCUGACUGGCGUUACUCUGCCUCACUAAGAGCAGGCAUGCACAGCUCUGUGCACCUGGAGGAGGCUGGCAUUCUACGAGCUGGUCCAGGAGGGCCUGAUCAGCAGU